GCGGCGCGACUGAGCGAACCGGUGGGUAACGCGGCCCCGCGGCAGAACUCGCCUGCGGCGGAGGCGGCGGCGGCGGUGACGUCACAUACCGGCUGCACACAGGGGCCACCUGUCACCCUCGGCGACGCGCACAGCGUAGUUCUUUCGGAGAGUUUUUACGAGGAGAGAUUGGGAGGAAACAUGUCUGAUGCUGGUCGCAAGAAGCUCGUGUCGCAAACGAGCGUGGAUGGGCAGAGUUUAGUGCAGCAAUGGGUCAAUGCUAUUCCAGGCAGCCCCAAGAAGAAGAAGGCGCAAGUUCCCAAUAUAAGUGUGACGGAUCCUGAUACGGCAACAACUAGAAAUAUUAGCGAGGGCGGUUCUGAUUCUGUCUUUACCCACGCUGAUGAUGAACUCUACCUUGGAGCUGAAGCUAAAAUGAUGGCAGGGCAAACUGCAGAACCGAUUGCUGGGGUUGAAAAACCACAUGUCAGCAGCUGCAGUAGCAACAAGGAGAACCCAGUGAUUCCAGAUAACGAGGAGAAAACAUUGAACAAGAAAUUUGCUGACAUUAUGAGAACGAAAAGGAAGAAACUAGUGCAGAUGAACAAAAUGCAAGACAGCAUGGCCUCGGAAUCCACAACGUGCACUAGAAACUCAGCAGUGUCCAGUGUGUCCAGCGUUGAAGAUCUUCUAAAUAUGAGGAAUGGCGAUCCAGAAGAUAUUCUCAUUAACCUUGGAUUUGGAGGAACAGGAACGUCUGAUACAUUGUCUAUGAUACCUGAACGGUUUCUGAACAAACCAAGUCAGAUAAGAGGUGUGAGCAUCGAAGACUUCAUGAGUCAUCAGGAGGAGAAGAUGAGUCUCUAUGAUUCGGGCUUCUCCGGCUACCGAGGCCUCUCAGAUUGCAUGAGGUCUACGCACAGCCAUCGCGACAGUGUCAUUGACAGGCUCGUCAAGCACAUAGGCAAGAAUAGACGGGCGCAGCGAGCGUCGUCAGUAGUGAGUGCCCACGCGCACAACGGGGGCGGCUUCGGCGACGUCGUCGUCGCCGCAGUCUACAAGAACGCCGGCAUGAGCGUGCGUCUGCAGCGGCUCACCAGCAUUCUGAACCCGGCCAAUCGCGAGGCGCUGACGAAGAAGAAAAGGGAAGGAUCCCCGAACAGGGACCGCAGCGAUUCGACCCGAGGUCGUGGCCUGUCGAUCGGCGCGGAGGACGACGUGUUCUUCGACCCCAGGUUGGCCGGGGCAAAGGUUAGGAAGAGGAAGACGAGCGUGGACGUGCAGAGGGACCGCAAGAAGCUUCUCGGGCACCUGAGCAAGCAGUGGCAGUUCGGGCACAACGAGCAGCAACUCGAGUUCGGUAGCCGCCGGCGAUCGCGCAUCGAAGCGCCGUGUCUCGUGAAGCAGGAGAAACUCGACGAGACGACCGGGAGCUAUGUGUUAGUGGUGGAGGAAGAGAUGGAGCCAAUGGAGGUGUCAGCGCAGGAGGAGUCACCGGUGCAGGAGGGGUCACCGGUGCAGGAGGGGUCACCGGUGCAGGAGGAGUCACCGGUGCAGGAGGAGUCACCGGUGCAGGAGGGGUCACCGGUGCAGGAGGAGUCACCGGUGCAGGAGGGGUCACCAGUGCAGGAGAAACCGCAGCAGCAUAAUGAGGAGAUAUCUGUUGAUGCUGUUACUCCCCUGCCUGUCAGCGAGUCGCCAUUGAGUGAGUGUGAUGAAGUCAUUACUAAAGAUGACGUCGGCGUUGAAGAUGAGGUUGUGACCGUGGUGGAGCCGGUCGUCGAUGUGGUUUCUUCGGAGGAGAAUGGCGUACUGUCAGUCUCGACCAUCAGUAAGAGGAUGACACUCCGGGAGAUGAAUCUCCAGCAAGACUCUUUCGAACUUGAAGAGAUUGACAGUAGAGCUGCUACUCCGGCACGAUCUCAGUAUGACAUUCCGAUUAUAGUGGUUAGGGAGGGCAGCGUUAGUUCUAUUGAGAGCAGCGGCUUUGGUGAUGUAGACAACCCAGACAAUAGCAAUCUUGGCUUACUGGAAAACGAGCCAGUUAUCGAUGACAAUUUGUUAAAUGUCUGUCCAACACCUAAUGCAGACAGUGAAAGUGGAGAGACGAGCAGUGUUUGUACUCUGAAAGCCCGCUCAAACAGCAGACAGGAAGACUUCUCAGAGGUUACUAAGUUCGUAGACGAUACCGCAAUGGCAUACCAACCCACCGUAUCUUUUGAGGAGAAAUCCACCGAAACAACAGAUUUACCUGAUCAUGACUGGCCCAGCUACGCGCAUCCUUUGCGAGCCGACAGUGUGGAAAAGGCGUGUGGACCAGAUGAGCUGCUCGAGCAUAAAAGGUCCGUCUCCACCUCCAAAGUGUCUGAAGAAUCACCAAUCGGCAUUUCGAGGUACUUUUCGCUCGACGAACUCUGGCCGCACUGCGUCGAUGAAAAAAUGACGAUGUCACAGCACGACGAGUGCACGUCACUGGGCGGAGCCCGGGCCGCAUCCGUGCAGAAUCUGCUGCUCGACUUGCUGGCGGGUGAGGGCGAGCCGUUCGCUCACCUGAAGAGAAACGUCGAGAAGGCAGUGCAGGAGGUCUUUCAGAACGUUCACUUCGGCGCGCCGGCGGAAAGCGACGACGCGAGGCCGCGGCGGGAAGAGGUCCCGGCCGCACGACGCGAAUCGUUCCGCAGCUACGACGACUCCGUCGAGGGCGACGCCGGCAGCGCGGCGGCGGCGGCGGCGUACGACGUGCACACGGUGGAUGUGGCGGCGGCGGCGGCGGGACGCGAGGUGCACACCGUCGAGGUGGCGGCGGUGGCGCGCGACCGCGCGGUGGUCACCUACAGCCGGCCGCCGGCCGCCGAGUCGAUCGUGCGCUUCUCGCAGGACGCCGACCGCAACACGGUGAUCGAGACCGCGCGCUCGUGCCCAAUGGAGCUGCUGCACCUCGACGCGCCCGUCGACGUCGAGGUGUCGCCGGCCGGCGUGCGGCUCACGGCGAUCUUCGAGGAGCGCGGCGCGAGCGGCGCAUCCGUGAAGCUGCGACUCACACCGGCAAGCGUCGCUCGGCCGCGCUCGCCGACGCAGCAGGAUGCUCCGUUGUCGCAGCGACGGGAGGAUGCUCUGUUGUCGCAGCGACAGGAGGAUGCUCUGUUGUCGCAGCGACAGGAGGAUGCUCUGUUGUCGCAGCGACAGGAGGAUGCUCUGUUGUCGCCGCGACAGGAGGAUGCUCUGUUGUCGUCGCGGCGGGAGAAUGCUCCGUUGUCGUCGCAGCGGGAAGACGCUCCGUUGUCGUCGCGGCGGGAGAAAGGCGGCCCGCAGUAUGUGUCGGAAUGCUUUGUCCACCUUCGACACGGCUCGCCCGCGAACGCUCAGCCCAUCCACCGUAGCGCGAGCGCCCCCCAUCCCGUCACCACCAGCCUGGAGGAUGAGGUCGAUGGCUGGGUGGAGGAGAGUGAGCGAGCGACGAUAGACCACGGGUGCGACGCCGGGCGGCGGAACGACGCUCAGGGGUACCGCGAUAGGAGGGCAGCAUUGGCGCAGCUCUUGGAAUCCGACAAGCAGGUUGCUGUCCAGCAGAACGCUGCUGGGGUGGAGACGAGCACAACUGGGUUCAGCAGCAACAGCAGCGGUGGCUUUACUAACAUCUGCUGCCGCCAGAACUCCCACACUAACAUUCCGCGUUGUGGUGAUGGUGGUGGUGGUGCACAUCAGCUGAGAUUCCCCGAUUCAGAUGUAGAGACUGAUUGUGAUAGCUUUAGUGCAAAAUCGGAGUUUGACAGCAGCAUAGAGGAUAUACUGGCAGAAUGCAAUGAUUGUGAUGAAGAAAUUGACGUGACUCAUUUUGACGAUGUUUUGUACGCUGGUGAACAGCAGAAAGGUAGCAAAUACGCAGAGAUUGCCCGAAAGCAUUCCGCGACAGAUAAGCGACAGCGCGCCGACGGCCACAGCGAAGGCUCCGGCAACUGGAGCGAGCUCAGGCCAAGGCCUGCUCGCGGCCGCACGAUCUCCGUGCCCUCUUACAUGGAACUGCAGCGACGUUCCGCCGGGCUAUCCGCAAGUUACGAGCAGCAGCGGAUCACCGCCGACACCGACCGCGUCGCCACCCCGCCGGAGAAGCGCAGUCUGCAGCGCCUCAAGAGUCUCGACUCGGCGGGCUUCCCCGACCCCGUCGCGACGCAGCGCGAGACCGAGCCGACGUUCUCGACGCUCGUCGAGCACUACCUUGCCGGCAGCCAGCCGACGAGCAUCGACAGCAUGUGCAGCAAGCAGCGGUUGUCGGCCGUCGGUCGGCGCAGGAGCUUCCCGCACUCGCAGACGGAGGAACACGUCGUCGCGGCGACGAUGGCUAGCGACGACCGCGCGUCGCCGCGGACGCCGGGGAGCGAUUGCUGGUGCGCGCGCGACCUCUUCUCUCUCGUGAGCCGGCGACGCCAAGCGGCAGGCGGCAAGGCUUCAGAAAUACUUGCAAUCGAUCCAACAAAAUGGGACAAACUCACUCCAAAGCAGCGAGCCUUGCAGGAUAUUGCUCUCAUGACAGAAGCUGUGAACAAGUACGAAGGCGAACUGCUGAAGUGGCAGGGUUCGGCUAGUCAACGUUACGAAGCCUGCAACAACGUAGAAGGAAAAACACAAGAGCUGCAGCGGCUUCAGGCGACGUGUCAGGACAUGCUUGCGGAGGCUGCGCAGAUGAAGGGUCUGCUCACCAAUCGCAGACGCACGAUCAGCACGCGCGAGGAGGCAGACGAGUGUCUGGACGUGCAUUCACUGUCCAGUCUCAACGUUGUGCUGCAGAUGGUGAAGCUGCUGCGUGAACAGGCCGCACUCUGCAACAACUCUCUGGAGAAUGAGAUGCACACGGCCAUCAGUAACGCGGCCAACAGCAGUCACUCGUCGUGCGAGUCGAACAGUAGCCUCGCCGACCAGAGCCAGGACCCUGCCAGCUGCAUGAAGCAGCUCAGAGACCAGCUGUCGGAUGCUUCACUGGAUUUAUCUCGAACUGAUAACGUCGAGGAUUCAACAAAUGAACUGGACUCUCCCCAGGGAAAAGGUGUCAAGGUCACCAAUAUCUGGAAACGAAUAAAGAUGCACUUUCCGUCGAUAUUCCACCGGAAGAGGCGACAGCAGCACACGACAUCCUAAUGAAGUUUAGGUUGGAUCCGCUCACUAUUGUAUGUGUAAACGGGAGCAAACAUAAUCCAAUGACCGCCGUAUCCAGUGCAAAGCCGCAGGACGCCUGCAGCAAGCAAGACGCA
Molecule: messenger RNA, 5225 nt
Organism: Priapulus caudatus
Lineage: Eukaryota; Metazoa; Priapulida; Priapulimorpha; Priapulimorphida; Priapulidae
Exons: 20
Coding region: 181-5112 (1643 amino acids)
Molecular function (GO): signaling receptor binding
Source: RefSeq, a predicted model, not a curated record